Melampsora larici-populina 98AG31 is the source of this 583-nucleotide messenger RNA. RefSeq names its product histone H4. Gene Ontology annotation, cellular component: nucleosome. Gene Ontology annotation, biological process: nucleosome assembly. Bases 83 to 397 code for a protein of 104 amino acids. The record is from RefSeq and is a predicted model, not a curated record. NCBI's taxonomy places the organism in Eukaryota, Fungi, Basidiomycota, Pucciniomycetes, Pucciniales, Melampsoraceae. Gene Ontology annotation, molecular function: DNA binding; protein heterodimerization activity; structural constituent of chromatin. The transcript has 5 exons.
GUCAACCAACCAAAAUCACACAAACUUCGCACUAAAAAGCUCAACUUUGAACCACUCACAAAUCUCAUCAUCAACUUGAAUUAUGUCUGGACGAGGAAAAUCCGGUGGAAAGGGUCUUGGAAAAGGUGGUGCCAAGCGUCACCGUAAGAUUCUUCGUGAUAACAUUCAAGGUAUCACUAAACCUGCUAUCAGACGUUUAGCCAGACGUGGAGGAGUUAAACGUAUCUCCGGUUUGAUUUAUGAGGAGACUAGAGGUGUUCUCAAAAUCUUCCUCGAGAAUGUCAUUCGUGACUCAGUUACCUACACCGAACAUGCCAAGCGCAAGACUGUGACUUCAUUGGAUGUAGUUUACGCUCUCAAGCGACAAGGUCGAACUCUCUAUGGUUUUGGUGCUUAAUCUCCACUUCCGUAUCUGUUCUUUGUUAGCACGAUAUGUCCACCUAUCAUCCAUGGGACAUCCGUUGUACCUGUGUUAUCUUGCUCAAUGUAUUCCUAUGAUGUAUAUCCCAUCCUACUCUUUGGAAUUUUGAUGCCAGAUUUGUUCCUCGCAUUUGCCAUUUUUUCCUAUGAAGCGAGACCACUU